This is a messenger RNA of Saccoglossus kowalevskii, 741 nucleotides long. Its product is annotated as persulfide dioxygenase ETHE1, mitochondrial-like. The record is from RefSeq and is a predicted model, not a curated record. Gene Ontology annotation, molecular function: sulfur dioxygenase activity. Gene Ontology annotation, biological process: glutathione metabolic process; hydrogen sulfide metabolic process. NCBI's taxonomy places the organism in Eukaryota, Metazoa, Hemichordata, Enteropneusta, Harrimaniidae. Gene Ontology annotation, cellular component: mitochondrion.
AUGUCGUCUUCUUUCCCUAUUGGGUUGAUUUUCCGUCAGUUGUUUGAACGUAAUUCUAGCACAUAUACGUAUAUGUUAGCUGAUGACGAGUCGAAGGAAGCCGUGCUUAUUGACCCAGUACUGGAGACAGUAGACAGAGAUAUACAAGUAAUUAAAGAACUCGGACUUACACUUAUAUAUGGAGUGAAUACGCACGUACAUGCAGAUCACGUGACGGGCACUGGGGAAUUGAAAAAGAAAGUGUCAUCAUGCCGUAGUGUGAUAUCCAGACAUUCUGGCGCCAGUGCCGAUCUUUUAACUGUGGAAGGAGACUGCAUUAAGUUUGGAAAAUUUGCAUUAAAGGUGUUAUCGACUCCAGGUCACACCGAUGGAUGUCAGACCUACGUACUGGAUGACAAUGGUAAACCCGUUGUGGCAUUCACUGGAGAUGCAUUAUUAAUUAGAGGAUGUGGUAGAACUGACUUCCAACAAGGUGAUGCUGCUCUGUUAUACGAUGGAGUCCAUAGUAAAAUACUAUCACUACCACCAACUACGUUACUUUACCCAGGACAUGACUACACAGGUAGAACAGUAACAACCGUUGAUGAAGAACUAAAAUACAACCGAAGAUUGACGAAAAGCAAAGAAGAAUUUAUUGACAUUAUGAAAAAUUUGAAUUUAGAUCCACCUAAACAAAUCGAUCGAUCAGUACCCGCCAAUCUGAAAUGUGGCGUCUUUGACGUACCAGAAGUACAAAAAUAA